CACACUUUAAACAGGCACCAGCUGUCAAGCGGGAACGCAUGCUGCCUGCCCCAAUGACAGCACGUGUCAAAUUUCCACGUAAGCGUUCUUUCGUUUCCGGCAUCGACGAGUGCUAGCGGACACAUUUCGGUUAAUUAAAAGAAUUGCUCUUUUAAUUAAACAUCCUCCAAGAUGGUUAAGGCCAAGCGUGAGAAGAAGCCAAAGUCGGCGAUCAAUGAAGUGGUGACACGGGAGUGCACCAUCAACCUGAACCGACGCCUGCACAAGGUCGGCUACAAGAAGCGCUCCCCGCGAGCGAUCAAGAUCGUGCGCAAGUUUGCCGAGAAGGAGAUGGGAACCACGGACGUUCGCAUCGACACCCGCCUGAACAAGGCUAUCUGGCACCGCGGAAUCAGGAAUCCACCUUUCCGCAUACGCGUGCGCCUUUCCCGCCGCCGUAACGACGAUGAGGACUCGCCCAACAAGCUGUACACGCUGGUCACGUACGUUCCGGUGCCCACGUUCAAGGAGCUGCAGACCGAGAACGUCGAAUCGACGGAAGAUUAAGCAGCAGGAGCCUGAGUCUGUAGGUGCGUGGAAUCGACGGAGCUUUGUAAAUAAUCGAAGGCUCGGUUGGCUUCCACGGGUUUUUUUGGACAGUUCGUCGGACGUGUGCGAAUAAAGAAGUGAGCGAAGAAGAGGAAAACAACAGCUAAUCCCACUCUAAAAAAAACCCGCCAGUGUGUUCGUUUACUAGUUCGUUCGCUGUUUUCGUACCCGUUGCCGGUGGUGUGUGUGUGUUCUGUGAAAGCAAAAUCUAAUUGGAAAGUUGGAAACAGCAAUUGAGAUGAUUCGAUCCGCCAAAGUUACAAGUGAUGAUUGUGAUGAUGAUGGUACUGAGAUGGUUCUGUCUGUGCAUCCUUGGAUGUAUGUUUGCUGAGGUCGCUUUACUUCGUUGCCAGGUGAUCGGUAAAGUCUGUCCUAAUCAAAUGAGUAAGCAAUGUUGCGUUUGAUUUUAAGAUGGCCACGCACCUUACAUCCUUUUUUUAUUGCAAAACAUGUUAAUUUUCUUCCCAUAACAAUAACAAAACGAAAUGCCCCAACCCUGCCAAAAAGCAUUGCAACGUGUUUCUUGGUCCCCCGCGUGUUGAGCUGAGUAGCGAUAACGGUGAGGAGGCCGACUUCUUGCCAAUCGCUCGUCAUUGCAAAACCUGCCCUGAGAGAUAGUAAUGGCUUCGAGGCGAUGUGAUAUUGUGCAAUCCCUCAAUGCAGCUGAUAAUCUUGUCUCACUUGGAAGCUAAUUAAAUGCAAAUAUAUAUCAAAACAAAA
Molecule: messenger RNA, 1308 nt
Organism: Anopheles gambiae (African malaria mosquito)
Lineage: Eukaryota; Metazoa; Arthropoda; Insecta; Diptera; Culicidae
Gene: RpL31
Product: large ribosomal subunit protein eL31
Exons: 3
Coding region: 172-546 (124 amino acids)
Biological process (GO): cytoplasmic translation
Cellular component (GO): ribosome; cytosolic large ribosomal subunit
Molecular function (GO): structural constituent of ribosome
Source: RefSeq, a predicted model, not a curated record